This is a messenger RNA of Parnassius apollo (apollo), 654 nucleotides long. NCBI's taxonomy places the organism in Eukaryota, Metazoa, Arthropoda, Insecta, Lepidoptera, Papilionidae. The record is from the annotation of a GenBank genome assembly.
AUGUCGACUCACAACCAUCUUGCCACCGGUGAGUUCACAGGGCCCUUAGGAGCUAAAAGGGCUGAAUCCGAGUGGCAAAUUCUUAGGGACAUACUAAAAGAGUAUGGGCCAGAUAAAGCGGUUGAACAGUGGAAGCAGACUUGGAAAGAUUUAAAAAAGGGUGCGCGUAUCGAGAACGCGGCGGCAGCUCGUGGACGCAGCACCACGGGCAAUGUAGCAACAGUCCCGACUGUGUCUGAAAUGGGCACAAAGGAAAUCAUUGAAGUGUCGGUGGUGGAGCAUGAUACCCAUUCAAAAUUGUUUGAACAUACUACAGCACCCUCCUCUUUCGCAGACGAGCUAGAAGAUAUUUCACCAGCCCCUUCCAACAGCCUUCUAGCCCCUUCCACCAGCCAUCCAGUUCCUUCCACCCGCCACUCAGCCCAUUCCACCCGCUAUGCUACAGCCCAAAACAAAAAAGAACGGUCGCAUGAUGUUUUUAAUCGCCUCCAGCAAGAAAAUAAUGCAUGUUUACAAAGUAUAGAUGAAAGGCUCAAAAAGCAAAAUAGCCUUCUGUGUGAACAAAACCAAUUGUUACGUGCACAGAAUGCCCACCUAGGUCAUAGAAAUAAACUUGAAAGGAUGAAAAGAUUUUCACAAAAAUUUAAAUUUUAA